AUUUUGAGGUUCUUUCGAACUACUGCCAUGCUUGCAGUAUACAUAGGGACCUUGGGGAGGAUGAAGAGAUAUGGCGAGCUUUUCAUCUUCCAGUUUGCCAAAAAAACACUGACUGCUCAUCCCACGCAAUGGAACCUGCGGCAGCUGUCAAUAUAUGGCAGAGGACCUUGUCUUAUGAAACUCCACUGCGAUUCACCAGCUUCCUAAGUGAUGGUGACAGCAAGGCCUUCACUGCAGUCUGCGAGGCAAACGUAUACUGUGACACCCCCAUUGACAAAGAAGAGUGCACGAACCACGUUGCAAAGCGCUUGGGAACUGCCCUACGGAAAUUGGCAACGCCACUGCCACGAGGCGAAAAACUGAAAGACGCGACAAUAAUAAAACUACAAACAUAUUACAAGAUCGCCAUCACGAGCAACAAGGACAGUGUCCGAAAUAUGUACACUGCCAUAUGGGCAUCGUACUUUCAUUGCUGUUCUAGUGAUGGUGCCAGCAGCCACAACUUUUGCCCCGCGGGACCAAAUUCGUGGUGCAAGCACAAGCGUGCAGAAGCACUGGGGGAGCCUGCACCACGCCACACCCCACUGUUGACGAAGGCUCAAGGAUUGGCAAUUAUGCCUAUCUACAAGCGCCUUACAGAGGAGAAACUCCUUAUUCGGUGCCUUCAUGGCAAGACACAGAAUGCAGCCGAAUCGCUGAACAGCAAGAUAUGGCUGCUUUGUCCAAAAACAAAGUUUGCCUCCAGAACAACUGUGGAGACAGCCACCGCUCUCGCUGUACUCUGGUACAACGAAGGCCACAGGGGCUUUGAAAAAGUGCUCGAAGGCAUUGGAAUUCUCCCCUCGCAAGAUCUGGCUACACAUGGUGACCACUGUGACGUCAUGCGCAUCAGGAAGGUGAACCUGAAGCAAACUGCAGAAGCGAGGGCACACCGUCGCAACACAGCGAAGAGAGCACGUGUUGAGGACACUGACCGCAAGAGCCGUGAAGGACCAAGCUAUGGUGCAGGGGACUUCUAGACACUUGCAGUGCAUUCAGUGCAAGGUACUUUUCAUUGUGCCCCAAUUUGAUGCAAAAAGAAUGAUUUCCUAAUAAAUGCCAACUUUGCGAACUUUCGAA
Messenger RNA from Rhipicephalus sanguineus (brown dog tick), 1119 nucleotides. RefSeq lists its product as uncharacterized. The record is from RefSeq and is a predicted model, not a curated record. The transcript has a single exon. Bases 129 to 1019 code for a protein of 296 amino acids. NCBI's taxonomy places the organism in Eukaryota, Metazoa, Arthropoda, Arachnida, Ixodida, Ixodidae.